Messenger RNA from Oryctolagus cuniculus (rabbit), 2777 nucleotides. It is a transcript of the gene SSR3, whose product is annotated as signal sequence receptor subunit 3. Lineage: Eukaryota; Metazoa; Chordata; Mammalia; Lagomorpha; Leporidae. Gene Ontology annotation, biological process: SRP-dependent cotranslational protein targeting to membrane. The record is from RefSeq and is a predicted model, not a curated record. Gene Ontology annotation, cellular component: endoplasmic reticulum; membrane.
GGGGCCAGAGGCCUCGGCCCGGUUUCCCGUCCCGCUCGGCCUUCCCAGGUCUCGGCUCCUGCUCCGCCAUGGCUCCCAAAGGCGGCUCCAAGCAACAGUCCGAGGAGGACCUGCUCCUGCAGGAUUUCAGCCGCAACCUGUCGGCCAAGUCCUCCGCGCUGUUCUUCGGGAACGCGUUCAUCGUGUCCGCCAUCCCCAUCUGGUUAUAUUGGCGAAUAUGGCAUAUGGAUCUUAUUCAGUCUGCUGUUCUGUAUAGUGUGAUGACCCUAAUAAGCACUUAUUUGGUAGCCUUUGCAUACAAGAAUGUGAAGUUUGUUCUCAAGCACAAAGUAGCACAGAAGAGGGAGGAUGCUGUUUCCAAAGAAGUGACUCGAAAACUUUCUGAAGCUGACAACAGAAAGAUGUCUCGGAAGGAGAAGGAUGAAAGAAUCUUAUGGAAGAAGAAUGAAGUUGCUGACUAUGAAGCUACAACAUUUUCCAUCUUCUAUAAUAACACUCUAUUCCUCGUCUUGGUCAUUGUUGCUUCCUUCUUUAUUUUGAAGAACUUCAACCCCACAGUGAACUACAUUUUGUCCAUAAGUGCUUCAUCAGGACUCAUCGCCCUCCUGUCUACUGGCUCCAAGUAGACCAUGUCAGCUUAGCCCCUGGCUUCGUAUCUAUGGGUGGCCUGUGGUAUAUGGGAAAGUAGCAGGGUGGUCAGGGUGGGAGACACACAAGAUGUUUUCAUAGUCUGCAGUUGGAGGGUUUAUUUUAAAAACUCUCCAGAAUGUAAUUCAGUAUUUGUUUAUUGGCUCUUUUUGACAGUUGUUGAAAUUAAAUGAAUUGAAAGGGAUCCUCAGAGUACCAGGACCUUUAUUAAAAGGCAAGAAGUGUCUCACAAUGUGCUAUAAUCACAAGAGGGGAAAAUAACUUGUUUCCUUGUUCUGUCAGAGGUCACAGUAACCUGGACUAGGCUGUUAUUAUUUAUAAUAGUAGCAAGAAGUUAAUAACUGGCUCUCUGUGUUCCAAGCACAAUAUUACAACUUUUUAAAAACCAUAAAUAUCAGAAUGAAUCCUCUUCCCAGGGGAUUGAACAGAAGCUUUGUGUUUACAAGUCUCUGAAUUUCAGAUUGAAAUAACUCAAAAUUAAAAACAUGGUUUUUCUAAACUUGAGGAAGAAAAACUUGUGGAAAAGCCCCCUCCCCCUCCCUUCUUUUAAAGGAGAAAGGCAGCCAAGGUAGUAACCUAAAAAUAGUGCUGAGGCAUAUGAGAGUCCUCCUGUGGGGUUCAGGCGCACACUGCUCAGCUGUACGGCUUUGGCCCUGGGUGGCCAGGGAGGUCAGUUUGACCUGCCAUGUUGGUUUGAUGUGUUAAGACAUUGGGCUCAUUGUUUCCCCUGGUCAGGCACUCAUGCCACUGGAAGAAUGUUGAGAGAGAACCUCCUUUGCUGAAUACUGACAUGUAAAAGACCAGAGUAAAUUUUAGGGCUGGAAUUCUAUGAACUCCCCAAGGAAUUUGCAGUGGUUAAAGUGCUUGUCAGCUUUUUCCAUUAGGACUUUCAUCACUGACUGUGCACAGGGUGCCCUGGAUUGUGAGUGAAAUAAAUGAUCUCCUCAGCCCCUGGGAUCCAGCUGAGAGCAGUCUCAUGCUGUUUUGUUUUUGUUUUUGUUUUACAGAUGUUAACUAUUUCUUCUGUGUUUCAAGACUUUAAAAAGUUGGGCAAGUUCUUCUUUGAUACUAUGAUGUUGAUUGCUAUUAGCUUUUGACUGUAUCUAGUAAUUUCCUGCAGACAGUAUCUCAAAGGAAAUCUAUUUCUAAUCUUCUUGAUGUAAGAUGAAUGUUAUAAAUGAUAUUAGCUGUUUCAUUUAUGACUUUAUAAAAAGGUAUCCAUCAGGAAUUCAGUCGCUGUUUUGCACUGUUGGAUAUGUUGGUAGCCUGCUUCCUAGAACCUGGAGGACAGGACCAGGAGUACAUUUGCUUAGUGACCCAGGUCAUCGUCUGCAAUUGAGGAUUAUAUUUCAUCGUUGUGUCUAGAGGUCUACAGUUCUUUACUGUUCUUGUUUUCUGAGUGCCAUCAUUGGAUGAGCUGGAGGGAUUUAACUUUUCUUUACUGUUGAUUAAGAAACCAGUCAGUAGUUUGGUGGCCAGGAGUUUGUGUUCCAAAUGCAUUUGCUGCUUUGUCAGUCUACUUGGUCCCAGAUACCUGUUUUAAUUGCUGGGAAAUGCUUGCCACUAGAUGGCAGUGCCUGUAUAGAGGGAGACAAACCCAUUCCUGGUAUGCAGUGUAAAUGAGAGAGUGGUGAAACAGGGGUGUCAACCUGAUGUUAAUGGAAUUUCUCUUCAGAAAAUGUAUAGGUGACUGAAUAGAAGAAGCAAAAUUUUUUUGUCUUGAAAUUUUCCCAUGAUAUUCUUCUCUGGCGUUUUCUUUCUACUUUUAGAUAAAUGUGCCAAAGCAUAUAGAUUUUCGUUAAAGAUUUAUUCCUCCGGUACUUACCUCUUGGGCAUUGAGAAACCUUUCGUCCAGAACUCUCCCCUCAUCUGAAAGAGCUGCCUGGCACAGGUUUGUAAUGUGCAGAAUCUGAUUUAGAUAGAAAUGUGCUGCAGAAUUACUCUAAAAGGGCUCCAGACCCAGCACCAGUAAAGUAAAAGAGUCUGCUGCAAUUGGAAUUCAAAAUGAUGGAAUUUUUUUAUUUUUUAACUCACAAGGUGGAAGCUUAAAAUACUAGAAAGGUUUCAUUUCCUUACUUUUAGUUUCCUCAUUUAUGAAGAACUUAAUAAAAAUCUUGGAUUGAAAUUUA